Molecule: messenger RNA, 418 nt
Organism: Nannochloropsis gaditana CCMP526
Gene: SODC
Product: Cu/Zn superoxide dismutase
Exons: 5
Coding region: 11-418 (135 amino acids)
Biological process (GO): removal of superoxide radicals
Molecular function (GO): superoxide dismutase activity; copper ion binding
Source: RefSeq, a predicted model, not a curated record
AGGUUUAACGAUGGCCAGAUGCGUGGCACUCAUCCGCGGUGCUCCUGGUGACACAGAAACGUCCAUCCAGGGGGUCAUUCGCUUCGAGCAGGCGUCAGAGACAGCACCCACAAUCCUGGACGGGGUCAUCACGGGCCUAGCACCGGGACGACACGGUCUGCACAUCCAUACCUUUGGAGAUUUUUCAGAGGGAUUCGCUGGGGCAGGGGGCAUUUUCAACCCGUUCGGGAAGGCCCACGGGGCCCCGGACGACGACGAGCGGAUGGCGGGCGACUUGGGCAACAUCGAGGCCAACGGGGAAGGAAAGGCGGAGUUCCGUGUGGAGGGGGAGGGCGGGAGGGAGGAAGGGGGGGAGGGCGGGCGGGAGGGGGGCAGAUCCAAGCAUUCCAGUAUCUUCAUCUUCGCCUCGUCGACAUAG